This is a messenger RNA of Pistacia vera, 1566 nucleotides long. Its product is annotated as alpha-galactosidase 1-like. Gene Ontology annotation, biological process: carbohydrate metabolic process. The record is from RefSeq and is a predicted model, not a curated record. Gene Ontology annotation, molecular function: hydrolase activity, hydrolyzing O-glycosyl compounds. NCBI's taxonomy places the organism in Eukaryota, Viridiplantae, Streptophyta, Magnoliopsida, Sapindales, Anacardiaceae. Bases 57 to 1382 code for a protein of 441 amino acids. The transcript has 14 exons.
UUUGCAUUGCAGCUAUAUACUUGGGCCAUGGAUACAUGAUUUGGAAGUGAGAGACGAUGGAUAGAUGCUACUCUCCUUGCUUGCUUCUAUGUUCAGUUCUCUUCAGCCUCUCUUUCAACCAUUCUUAUGUAGUUUCAUCUAAUCUUUCUGCAAGCAGCAAUGGAGCUGGUGGGAGAAUUCUGCUCCGUAACGAUCUCGGUCUCACUCCUCCAAUGGGGUGGAAUAGUUGGAAUCACUUCCACUGCCAGAUUAACGAGAAGAUCAUUAGAGAAACAGCUGAUGCCCUAGUAUCAAGUGGACUAGCCAAGCUUGGAUAUCAGUAUGUCAACAUAGAUGAUUGUUGGGGUGAAUCAAGUCGCGAUUAUAAGGGCAAUCUAGUAGCUAACAGGACUACAUUCCCAAGCGGGAUUAAAGCACUUGCAGAUUAUGUGCACAGCAAAGGUCUGAAGUCAGGAAUUUAUGUAGAUUCAGGGUACCGAACAUGUACAGGGAAAAUGCCAGGUUCAAUUGGCCAUGAAAAACAAGAUGCUACAACCUUUGCUUCGUGGGGAAUUGACUACUUGAAGUAUGACAAUUGUUACAAUGAUGACACAAGACCAACUAUAAGGUACCAAGCAAUGUCCAAUGCAUUACAGGAGACGGGGCGCCCCAUCUUCUUCUCUAUCUGUGAAUGGGGGGACAUGCACCCGGCUCUUUGGGGUGCUAAUCUUGGAAAUAGUUGGAGAACUACCGAUGACAUUUCAGACUCAUGGGAUCGAAUGCUGAAGGUAGCUGACCUGAAUGAAGUGUAUGCUGAUUAUGCCAAGCCUGGAGGAUGGAAUGAUCCGGACAUGCUUGAAGUUGGUAAUGGUGGGAUGAAAUAUAGUGAAUAUGUGGUGCAUUUCAGCAUAUGGGCUAUCUCCAAGGCUCCACUUCUUUUAGGAUGUGAUGUACGAAAUCUUAGCAAUGAGACACUGCAAAUUAUCGGUAAUGAAGAGGUCAUUGCUGUUAAUCAAGAUCCUAUGGGUGUUCAAGCUAAGAAAGUUAGAAUGGAAGGAGAACGAGAGAUAUGGGCUGGUCCUCUUUCGGGAGAUAGGAUAGUUGUUCUCUUGGAGAACAGAAAGCCAUGGAGUUCCAAGAUGACAGCACAUUGGGAUGACAUUGGCUUUAAUUCAACCAACACAGUUGUUGAAGCAAGAGAUAUUUGGGAGGUAAACGUAAAACCCAAGUUAAGAGGAAACUUUUGUUGCUUUGAGUCUAACUCAAAUUCUAAUUUUCUAAUUUCAGCAUACUACUCUUGCAACAAAAUUUCAAGGGAAAUUGACUACCAAUGUGGAAGCUCGUGCUUGCAAGAUGUUUGUACUGACUCCACUCACAAAUUAAGCUUUUGGCAUAAAGCAUGAACCUCUUCUCUUUCAUGUCAAUAAUAACAAAAGAAAAAGAAGUGUAGUGUUUAAAUAACCUAAAAACUUCACAAUGAGGUCUGUAAUUAAGCAAAUACAAAGCAGUGUAUCAGGAUUCAGGCGUUGUGAGAGUUCAGGGCUUCAUUUAAGAUAUGAAAUCAAGGGAGCAAUUCAUGCAAAACAU